Messenger RNA from Apiotrichum porosum, 3042 nucleotides. RefSeq lists its product as uncharacterized. Gene Ontology annotation, biological process: positive regulation of transcription by RNA polymerase II; DNA-templated transcription. Bases 1 to 3042 code for a protein of 1013 amino acids. NCBI's taxonomy places the organism in Eukaryota, Fungi, Basidiomycota, Tremellomycetes, Trichosporonales, Trichosporonaceae. The transcript is spliced from 3 exons. The record is from RefSeq and is a predicted model, not a curated record. Gene Ontology annotation, molecular function: DNA-binding transcription factor activity, RNA polymerase II-specific; sequence-specific DNA binding; zinc ion binding.
AUGGCACCACCGCAGCCGCAUCAAGACCAGUACCGCCGUCAACUGGCGCCGAUACCCAGCAACUCGUACCACAGUGGCAGCAGCAGCAGCGGCAGUGGUAGGGGUGGCCUCGGAGGAUACCCAGAGCCCGGGUCCACGCCGCCGCACAUCAACCACCUGGUGCACGCAUCGCACACUUCACCACAUGCCGUGCGUGGUUCUGCCUCUUCUUCUUCUUCUGCUGGUGGCCCUCCUCUACCGCCCCCUCUUCUUCCUCCCUCACAUGCCGUCCACCCGGGCGACCGUGGACGCCCGGCUGUGCAAGAGCCCGACAAGGCGCCCCAUGGCUACCGGCCAUACCUCCAUGACACGCCUGGGGAACGCUACCACGCCCCCCCAUGGGACCAAGGAUACCGCGAGCUGCAGCGUCGCUCUGCGUCCCCGGGAGGAGGAGGGAAGGCAGCACACCUCGCGCAAGGCCCUUCCCCCAACCAGACGCUUGCGCCCGGUGUACCGCCCUUGUCUGCCGCGGUGGUAGCCAAGUCGUCGUCGAGCACGACCGACUCGCCGCCCGCCACCAAGCGCCGCAGGACAAAGGGCGGCGCCGACGUCGAGUACGAGGAUCCAUCGGGGGACGUGUCCCGCGGGCCAGUGUUUGUCCACCCGCCCAAGGGCGCCGUGCAGGCGUGUAUCCGAUGCCACCGCAUCAAGCGCAAGUGCGACGGCGCGUGGCCGCGGUGUGCGAGCUGCUCGCGUGCAGACGUUGCAUGUGUCUUUGAGCUGAGUGCUGCGACCAGCAGCUACGUGUCAAAGCUCAAGACGGCGAACGGCGGUCUCGACGCCGAGCUGGCAGCUGCACACGACCGUAUCCGCGAGCUCGAGAUGCAGCUGGACAUGUCGAGCCGCUCGCUCGUGCACCCGCAGCCGCAGCACAUCCACAACAGCAGCAGCAGCAGCCACCACCAGCAAGACGAGCCCCGCAGCCACGAGCACGAAAACGUCCGCGAGGUACUGGGCGAGCGCGAGACACGCAAGACGUCGCCCCCUCUGAGCGGCGGCGAGUUCAACAAGCUCGCCGCGUCGGCGCUCGAGAUCCGUGGUCUGUCUCACCUCGCCCAGUACUAUGCCGACAAGCGCCGCAUGUCGGGGCCCUCGCCCCCGCCCAUGGCGGUGACGGACAUCAUCACAAAGGAACAGGCGCACAGUGCCGUCAUGCACUAUUUCAGCUUCAACGAGCUGGCAUACCCCUUGUUCGACAAGGCCGAGGUCUUUGCGGAAGUUAAGGAGCUGUACGCCGGCGCAGGCAACGACACCAACGAUGCCGACAAUGCCCCCGGCGCCGCGGCCCACAGCGUUGCGAGCGAUGGGUCAGAGGACAUGUCGGACCGCCGCAAGUUUCUCCUGUUCAUGGUCCUCGCUGCGGGCCUGCAGGGCAUGAAGCGGACAGGCGACAAGACGCUGCCGCCUGCACGUGCGCUGUUCAGCGCUGCCAUGCCGCACCGCGCCAAGGCCCUCGGCCGCGAGGACCUUGUCUGCGUCCAGGCUCUGCUCAUCCUGACGCUGUAUGCGACGCAGGAGCCGACGUCGGGAUCCAUGUGGCAGACGCUCGGCCUGGCCGGGCGCGUCAUUACGGCCAUUGGCCUGCACCGCCGUGCCGAGCCACACGUGUCCCCCGAAAUGGCCGAGAAGCGGCGUCGCGUCUUUGUCUCGUUUUACAACCUCGACCGGCUGAUUGCGUUCACGCUGUCCAAGCCGCUCACGAUCGCCGAAAACGACAUUGACAUUGAGCUCCCUACAGACCAGCCCGGAGACGCCGAGUACCGCGGCUACCCGAUGCUCAAGGCCACACGGUACUUGGCGUGGUACCGGCGUAUCCUGGGCCAGACGCUGGUCGCGCUGUACAGCGUCAAGGGGGAGCAAAAUUCGCUUUCGGAGCCCGAGAGACGGGGCAUUAUCAGCGACUUGCACGGCGAGCUCGACAAGUGGACGGCGGCCGUGCCCAAGCCCCGCAAGACGGCCACACACCUGCUCACCAUCAACAUUGACAAGUGGCUCGAAAUCAACUACUACCAGGUCCUGUGCAUGCUCUACCGCCCCUCGCCGCUGUACCCGGAGACGACGCCCACGGCGCUGCGCGCGCUGCACGACGCGUCGUCGCGCGCCGUCGACCUGUACGUUGAAAUGUGGCGCACGAUGAAGGUCUCGUUCAACCUCGUGCAGAUCAUCGGGCUUUUUGUGUGCUCCAUCUCGUUCCUGUGCUGCCUGUGCGAGUGCGACACGCGCAUGCGCGCCGUCGAGGGCACGCCGCACGCCAAGGACACGCGCGACGAAAUUGGCCUCGAGGCAUACAUUGGCGCCGACGACCCGCACUGGCACGCCGAGAUCCGCAACCGCGUCCAGCAGUGUCGCGACCUGUUUGACGCGUUUGGCCGCGACAUUCCCCUGUCGGCAAAGUACCGCGACAUCUUUUCGCGGCUGUCCGAGCUCCUGCUGAGCCGCCACGGGCCGCUGGACCGCGCGUCCGCGUCGUCGACGACCGGGUCGGUCGCCUCGCGCCCGACAUCGUCCAAUGGCGGAACCGCGGCCGCAGGAGGAGGCGGGUACGACCCGGCCGUGAGCGUGCUCAACGCCACGCCGGCGCUCGUGACCGAGCCCCUGCGCGAGGCCCAGGCCAUGCGCGAGGACGUGGCCAUGGACCAUGUCCAGCCGCCCGGCAUCGUCGCCAACCCGGUCCCGGCCAUGGCGCACGAGGACGUGCAGUCCCAGCACCAAACCCAGCUCCAGGCCCAACUCGCGCCGCAGCUCCAGUCCCAGCUCCAGCCCCAACUCCAGGCCCCGCAGCCGCAGCCCCAGCAGCCCCAGCCAUACGACAACCUCUGCGACGCCGGCGUCGGCGACGAAAUCGCCGGCGCAUGGGACGCGAUGACGCAGCUGUGGUACGACCUCGGCGACCUGUUCGGCGACGAGGGCAGCGCCGCCGCGCCGUUCGUGCCCUUUGACGAAGGGUGGGCGGGGGAGCAUACGCAAGUGGGCGAGCCGGUGUGGUGGAACCAGGUGACGUGA